CCAGAAAAGCCUCAGCGCUUAAUCUGAAGCAUCUAUGCCGCAUGCAUUCUAAUACCAGGCUAGCAGCUAACUUAUAUAGUCUAACGUUCCUAGUCCUUGAGGGAUAGAUGAACAGGUCGUCCCCCCUCCCCCCUAACCUCUACUACACAGACCGGAACCCAAAAACAAAGCGAAGAUGGACGAACUUGAGCGCUAAACAGUGCGACCGUUGCUGCGUCUUUGCCUCGUCCUCCCGACAUUUACUCAAUGAAGUUAGUGCCAAAGACCAGCAAGCUGUCCUCCUCCAAGCCAAAUAUCGACGAGCAUAUAUCAAUCUUCAGCUGUUCCAUGCAGAUCAGUACAGUAGCAAGAAGGAUUUAUUAAGGAUACUUCGCAAGCUUGAGGCAAAAAUCAGCGAACUUAAGGAGACUAUCGUGCAACUGCAGGAUGAGAACACAAACAAGCAGGACGCUAACGAUAGAUUGGAAUAUGCCGCCAUGCUUCAACUACUUCCUCAUGAUGGUAGCUGUGCUCCCUCUGAUGUUAGUAUGAGGGGGUAGGGCGGAUAGCUAAAAAAUACUUGUUAUCGACACUAUCAUGAAUAACACUGUCGUCUUGCAAUCAUAAGCUCCCAUUAGUUGUCAGAUUUGAUGGUAUCUGAAGAUGUCACGGUGACAGAAAGAUUGAAUGAAGAUGGGUUGACUGAUUGUAUUCAGGUGU
This is a messenger RNA of Westerdykella ornata, 699 nucleotides long. RefSeq lists its product as uncharacterized. Bases 108 to 539 code for a protein of 143 amino acids. The record is from RefSeq and is a predicted model, not a curated record. The transcript has 2 exons. NCBI's taxonomy places the organism in Eukaryota, Fungi, Ascomycota, Dothideomycetes, Pleosporales, Sporormiaceae.